AUGGAGCCAAGAGGCGCCCGCAAAGUGCACUUUUGCUCAGUGUUCCGGCCAUCUCCUUCUGGGGGUGCUGUGCGCGAGCGGGGGAAGGGGGCCGGUGCAGUCCCCGAUGCACACCCGUUUCCUUCUCCAUCAUCGGGCUGCGAGAGCAGCGGCUUUGACAAGUCUGUGUCCACGUCGGAUGGAAAGAGAAGGGGGCGCGGGCCUUGCGGAGGCCCAAGGGCUGGCGACGAUCCCGAGGCCACGGAAGGCGCCCGGGCGGGCCCUCGGCUCCCGCCAGACACAAGGCGCGGGCUCCGCAGGGCGCGCAGCCGGCGGGGCGGGGCCUGGGCGGCGGGGCCCGGAGCGCCCGGGAAGCGGGAGCGCCGGGGCAGAGCGGGGCCACGCACCUCGACCUGCGGGCGGGCGGACGGGCGCACAGAGCCCGCGGCGGAGCGGCCCCAGCAAGCCCGCGCCCCGACGCCCGCACCCCGAUCGAGCCGCCGUGUUUACCUUCCGCCCGCCGCACGUGGCGCCGCGCCGGCGCUCCCGAUUGGCCGGCCGGGGUCCGCGCGUGCGCAGUGGCGCCGAGGGGGCGGGGCCCGGGCUGGGCGCGCAGCGGGCCGGCGCGCGAGGCGGCGAGGCGGCGAGGCUGCGAGGCGGCCUCGGCGGGCCGGUGCGCGCGCGCGGGAGGACGGAGGGCCGGCGCGCAUGCGCGGCGCGGGCCCGCCCGGCCUAUAUAAGGUGUUGGCGCCGGCGCCAGCUGAGAGCGGCGGCCGCGGCGGGACGGUGAGGGUUCGCGCGCGCGGGUUGCGGGCUGCGGGCUGCGGGGUCUCGGGGCUGGGCUGCGGGGUGCGGGCCGAGCCGGGGGUCCCCGAUCUCGCCGUGCCGGCCCUCCCCGGGCCCCGGCGCUUCGGGACCGCUCGUCCCGUCCCUGCCAGGCGGGACCCGGGGUCCCCCGCACGGGCCCCCUGGGUGCGUGUCCGGGCGCCGCAGACAGCCCUUGCGCCCACGCACACGCCUGCCCGCCAGAGGACCAUGUCCAGACGCAGCAGCCGCCUGCAAGCCAAGCAGCCCCCGCAGCCCGGGCACCCCGGCUCCCCGCAGGAAGCGCAGCCGGCCCAGGCCAAGAGACGCAAGACCUCGCAGGAUGUCAAGAAGAGGAAAGAGGAGAGACCAGAGCCAUCCAGGAAGCAGCAGUAUGAGAUCAGGAACUGCUGGCCCCCCGUGCUGUCGGGCGGGAUCAGUCCCUGCAUCAUCAUUGAAACCCCACACAAAGAAAUAGAGACCAGCGACUUCUCCAGGUUCACCAACUACCGAUUCAAAAACCUCUUCAUCAACCCUUCUCCUCUGCCUGAGUUAAGCUGGGGGUGCUCCAAGGAGGUUUGGCUGAACAUGCUGAAGAAGGAGAGCAGAUACAUUCAUGACAAGCAUUUCGAAGUUCUUCACGCAGACUUGGAACCACAGAUGAGGUCCAUACUCCUAGACUGGCUGUUGGAGGUAUGUGAAGUAUACACACUUCAUCGGGAGACAUUUUAUCUCGCGCAAGACUUUUUUGAUAGAUUUAUGUUGACACAAAAGAAUAUAAGUAAACACAUGCUCCAGCUCAUUGGAAUUACCUCAUUGUUUAUUGCUUCCAAACUUGAGGAAAUCUACGCUCCUAAACUCCAAGAGUUUGCCUAUGUGACUGACGGUGCCUGCAGUGAAGAGGACAUUUUAAGUACAGAGCUUAUGAUACUGAAGGCUCUGAAAUGGCAGCUUAGUCCUGUGACAGUCAUCUCUUGGCUGAAUCUCUUCCUCCAAGUUGAAGCUCUUAAAGAUGCUCCUAAAGUUCUCCUACCUCAGUACUCUCAAGAGCAGUUCAUCCAGAUAGCUCAGCUCUUAGACCUGUGCAUCCUGGCCGUUGAUUCCUUAGAAUUCCAGUACCGAGUACUGGCUGCAGCCGCCUUAUGCCACUUUACCUCCAUUGACGUGGUUAAGAAAGCUACAGGUUUGGAAUGGGACAACAUCUCAGAAUGUGUAGACUGGAUGGUUCCUUUUGCCAGUGUAGUAAAAAGUACUACUCCAGCAAAGCUCAAGAUUUUUAAGAGGAUUCCUAUGGAAGACAGACACAAUAUCCAGACACAUACAAAUUUCCUGGCUAUGUUGGAUGAAGUCAACUAUGUGAACACCUUCAGGAGGGAGGGACAACUGUCACCAGUGUGCAAUGGAGGCAUCAUGACCCCACCGAAGAGCACGGAGAAAUCACCGAGCAAACACUGAUGGACUUAAAGGUACAACCAAAUAUUGGGAGCAGUCACGCCUGAAGGUUUCCCUGUAAAAUCGUGCUGUGACCGGUUAGCCAGUUCCGAGCUGCUCACUGCCGUUCUUCCACUGACAUACCCUUCAAAUUGGCACUAAAAGAAUGAAAUGAAGAAAUGUCCUUAUGUUUGUUCCUAUGUUGGCCGUUCAAGGAACAGCUGGACUUGUUUACAAAUAUGGCUUCAUUCCCAAGGCGGAUGGCCAGAAACUGGAUGCAAUGUAGGCCAUAGCAAAAAAUUUUGGAUCGAGUGUUAUUCUGUUGGUCUUGAUCAACUCAGCAUUUGGUAUUUGGGAGUUUGGGACUCAUGUAAGUGCUGCCUUUAGGGGUGCACUGAGCAACAUAGUACUUUGAAUCUAGUUUUAAGAUUCUGGAAUUUAUACUUGAGUAGUGCAAUUUGGUUCUUAAAAGCAAAUUUGAAAUUGUUUACAAAGGCCAAGUUUUCUAAUAAGGUGACUAUCUACAGCUGCUAUAUAGAAAGCUGUUAUAAAACUUGAACUUCUAAAAAUAGUGAACUUUGUCUUCUUAUCUAUGUCAUUUGCCUUGCCAUAACAUUUCUAUUCAGUUAGGCUUAGAUGAAAAUGGUGUUUAAACUGCUCUAAACAGUGAGAAUACCAAAGAGAUCAUAAACAAAAAUGCUAUGGCUCCUUCUUGGGGCUUUAUUUGUAUAAAGAACCAUUUUGUAUAUCACAAUUUGAGCGAAAAACUUAAGUGCCCUAUUUAUAUAUGAGAAAGUCACUUUAUUACUCUCAGAUAUCCCUAAGGAUUUUUUUUAAAAUUUAGUGUGACUAAGGCUUUAUUUAUGUCUCCAAAACUUACGAAUGGUAUCAAAGUGAUAAAGCUUCUAUUUUCUUAAGGCAGAAGAGUAUUAAAUGUAUACUGACUCCUAGAAAUUUAUUUAUUAAAAGAACUUGACGUGAAUAAGAACUUGCUAUCUAUGAAAUAGCUACUUCUACAUGUUUUUAAAUGAAUUCCAGCCAUAAGUGGGUUUAAUUAGAAAAAAAUUAGACUGCUAAUUUAUGCUAGUGAACCAGACAUGUGAAAUCCUUCCUUGGAAGAAAUGAUAAAUUUAAGCUAUUUUACGGUAAUGAAGUCUUUUAUCAGUUUGUAGUUUGUUUUUAGACUCAUAUAUUAGUAUUUUUGUCUGUAAAGAAACCACCACUAAAAUUGUACAUAUGUAUUAUAUAAAUGUAAUCUUUUAAUA
Molecule: messenger RNA, 3479 nt
Organism: Suncus etruscus (white-toothed pygmy shrew)
Lineage: Eukaryota; Metazoa; Chordata; Mammalia; Eulipotyphla; Soricidae
Gene: CCNE2
Product: cyclin E2
Exons: 15
Coding region: 1-2238 (745 amino acids)
Biological process (GO): regulation of cyclin-dependent protein serine/threonine kinase activity; G1/S transition of mitotic cell cycle
Cellular component (GO): cyclin E1-CDK2 complex; centrosome; nucleus
Molecular function (GO): cyclin-dependent protein serine/threonine kinase regulator activity
Source: RefSeq, a predicted model, not a curated record